Molecule: messenger RNA, 509 nt
Organism: Passer montanus (Eurasian tree sparrow)
Lineage: Eukaryota; Metazoa; Chordata; Aves; Passeriformes; Passeridae
Gene: COPA
Product: COPI coat complex subunit alpha
Exons: 6
Biological process (GO): endoplasmic reticulum to Golgi vesicle-mediated transport; intracellular protein transport; retrograde vesicle-mediated transport, Golgi to endoplasmic reticulum
Cellular component (GO): COPI vesicle coat
Molecular function (GO): protein binding
Source: RefSeq, a predicted model, not a curated record
GGUUUCCGGGGCGGUCCCGCGGUGCCGACGUGGAGGUUCCGGGCUUUGGCCGGGCCGGGCUGGGACCAUGUUGACCAAAUUCGAGACCAAAUCCGCGCGGGUGAAAGGGCUGUCGUUCCACCCCAAGCGGCCCUGGGUGCUGAGCAGCCUCCACAACGGCGUCAUCCAGCUCUGGGACUACCGCAUGUGCACCCUCAUCGACAAGUUCGACGAGCACGACGGCCCGGUCCGAGGCAUCGACUUCCACAAGCAGCAGCCGCUCUUCGUCUCGGGGGGGGAUGACUACAAAAUCAAGGUUUGGAAUUACAAACUGCGGCGCGGAAGAAUUCCCAGGGAUUUCGGGAAGAAUUCCCAGGGAUUUCGGGGGGAUUGCCCCCAGCAGAGCCGCACCUGCGUCUGCGUGCUGACGGGGCACAACCACUACGUGAUGUGCGCCCAGUUCCACCCCAGCGAGGACCUGGUGGUGUCGGCCAGCCUGGACCAGACUGUCCGGGUGUGGGACAUCUCCG